AGAAGAGGGAAGUUUGGAAAUAAACCCCGCCUAUCCCACGGCAGGAAACUUUCGUUGCAGCAAUCUGGUUAGGCCGAGAGAGGAUACUGUGUUGUAGCGUUAUCCCGGUCUACCGCCCACUUUAUUUCCGGUUCUUUACUUCGUGUGAACUGUGUACGCCAGUUUACGGGCCAAGGGCGAAAAUAAUACAACAUGACAAGAACAUCAACAAAAUGACAGGCUGAAUAAAUGUAUAGCUUGAACGUAGAAUCGGACUAAAGUAAUAUCGGAAACACGUAACGAAUAGAGCUAGCUAGCUCCCUCUCGCCGCCACCCAUGUCCUGAGUGCUCGCCCUCCCUCACCGAUAACGCCAAUUCGGAGCACCCCGUUCCGUGCGCUCCGUCUUGAAGUGGGAACGCCUGGAACCGAAUUGCUGACUGUCGACUCGAGUAGCUGUGUCACCGGGUAGGGAAAUUGUACCACGUGCCGACCCAACAGUGGCUUGUAUCUAGACAAACGGACCCAGUGCUAAUACUACAUGCGUGGACCUAGAGUGACACAAGGAGAUCAUGAUCACGUGUGAUUGCUGGUACUAGGCGGGCACGUAAGUAGCUCACUAAAAGCAAAGACAGACUUUCAAGUGGGAGUGAAACGAGUUCUGCUUGUCAAUUCUAUUCCUGGGGAGUUUGAGUUCCAUACCGGUUGCGCUGGUUAGGUUGAGUUUACGUUCAACAAGUCUGUUGACUCUAAUAGUGUUCUGUUCUGGUGUUAGGGUUAGGGAUAGUAUGUUUACGCGUUGUCAUUUUAAACCGGGCAAACUUUAGUCUUUACAGCUGUAGACAGUAUAAACACCCUGAACGGGCUGACCCGCCAGUGGGCAUUACACACUCACACUCAGUGACUCAGAAACCCCCCCAAAAAGAACUUUAAGCAGCCAUGUGGACAUAAAUACACUCGGGACAUAGGUACACCCGGGACAUAGGGACACCCGGCAGGAUGGACGUCGAGGAGCCUCCCGCCGAGCCGCCGCUGCAGCCGACCCGGCUGUACGUGAAGCGCUGGUUCAUCGUGCUGCUGUUCAGCUCCUACUCGCUGUGCAACUCGUACCAAUGGAUCCAAUACGGAAUCAUCAGCAACAUCUUCAUGCGCUACUACGACGUGAGCACCUUCACCAUCGACUGGAUGUCCAUGAUCUACAUGCUGACCUACAUCCCCUUCAUCUUCCCGGUCACCUGGCUCUUGGAUAAGAAGGGGCUCCGGGUGGUCGCGCUGGUCGCCACGGCGCUGAACUGUGCGGGCACCUGGAUCAAGGUGCUGAGCGUGCGGCCGGACCUCUUCGCCGUCACCUUCCUGGGGCAGUUCUGCUGCUCGUGCGCGCAGGUGUUCAUCCUGGGCAUGCCGUCCACCAUCGCAUCCGUGUGGUUCGGCUCCGAGGAGGUGUCCACCGCCUGUUCAAUAGGAGUGUUCGGCAAUCAGCUGGGCAUCGCCAUCGGGUUCCUGCUGCCGCCCAUCCUGGUUCCCAACGUGGAGGACAUGGACGAGCUGGCCGGGCACAUCCGCAACAUGUUCUACAUCACGGCCGGUGUGGCCACCUUCCUCUUCAUCCUGGUCAUCAUUGUGUUCCAGGAGCGUCCGGAGCUGCCCCCGACCCAGGCCCAGGCCCGGGCGCGUAGCCUCCCCCCGGAGCAGUACUCCUACCUGGCCUCCAUCCUCCGCCUGGUGCGGAACCGGCCCUUCAUGCUGCUCGUCGUCACCUACGGACUGAACGUUGGCUGUUUCUACGCAGUCGGCACCCUCCUCAACCGGAUGAUCAUCAUCCACUACCCUGGUGAAGAGGUGAAUGCUGGGAGAAUCGGACUUACCAUCGUGAUCGCCGGCAUGGUGGGGUCUCUGAUCUGUGGCAUCUGGCUGGACAAAACCAAGACAUACAAGCAGACGACCCUGGUGGUGUACUUCAUGUCUCUGGUGGGGAUGGUCGUAUACACCUCAACCCUUAGUCUGGGCCACCUAUGGGUGGUCUUCAUCACGGCCGGAUCUCUCGGGUUCUUCAUGACGGGGUACCUCCCGCUGGGCUUUGAGUUCGCCGUGGAGCUGACGUACCCCGAGUCAGAGGGCACCUCCUCCGGGCUGCUCAACUGUUCCGCACAGGUGUUCGGGAUCAUAUUCACGAUAUGCCAGGGGAAGAUCAUUGACACUUACGGCACGCUGCCGGGAAACAUCUUCCUCUGCGUGUUCCUGCUGAUCGGCGCCGGACUGACAGCUCUGAUCAAAUCGGAUCUUCGUCGACAAAAAGCCAACAAGCUGGUCAAAAUAGCAGCCGCAGCAGCGAUGACGGACCCGGGCAAGGAGUGCAGGGCCGUCACCCCAAUGAUCCAGCCGCAGAGCGUCCCGCCUCCUUCUAGAGAUUGACCAAUCAACCACCAUCACACCCGCCCCCACCCCUCACCCCCCCCACCCUUUCACUUCCAAAACCAAGCAAACACUUGUUGGGUUCGACAAAAACCAAAAUCGAACCAAAUCCUAGCGCGACCCGCGGACGAGCGAAGGUAGGUCACGGCUGAGGCACACCGACUAUUGACACCACCCAACCCAACCCCCCCCUCACCCCCAAUCCCAUCACGCUACUGGUAAUCAGCACGCUGCACACACACACACACACACACACACACACACACACACACACACACACACACACACACACACACACACACACACACACACACACACACACACACACACACACACACACACACACACACACACACACACCUGCCUGUUGGAUGUCCUCCCCAUCCCACUAACUCUUCCUUUCUCCUCUUCCAUCGAUGAUUCACGUUCCUGCGUUGUGUUUUCGUACGAUCACGGACGCGUUACCUACUUUAGGAUGUGGAGAUGCGCCCGAGCGAACUAUUGGUACACAGUGUGUCAAACCGACCAGCAUUUUUAGUUGAUACUUCUCUGUGGAUUCUAAGUGGUUGUUCAACUUUUUUACACAUCUUCUGUUUUUAUUGUCAUUCCACACUGUUUGUACUGUAUUUUGCUCUUUGGGUUUACAGUAUCAGUGACAUAGUCAGUCUUCAAAUAAUAAGUAGGUAAUAUAAGAGUAAUGUAUUUUUAACAUUAGGGUUGGUUGAUUAUUACAUGUCCUUGAGUAUUCCGUGUAUUUUGAAUGCAAUAUCCUCCCCGAAGCUUUAAAACACCCGUCCUAGGACUGCCACCUGGUGGUUGGUGUGUGCAUGUUCAACUGAACGGUCACUCAACGAAACGACCAGUCAUGGAUGUCAGUUGGAUAAAAUGACACACGGUUACCAGUACAGUUCUUUCAAUGUAUAUUUAUAGAAUAUCAACAUAACAUUUGGGAAUAUGCAGGAAGAACACUUUUGUAAAGAAAAUGCCCAUCAAAGGCUAUAUUUUUAUUAACUACUAUUGAUGAAAAAAUAACCUUGUUGUUACUUGACAGGAUCCUGACUCUAUGACUGGCACACCUUCAACAACCAUUUUGAGGGAAUUCAAGUGUUAAUAACACACACACACACACACACACACACACACGAUCAUUUUAUGAUCAAACAGAAUGUGAAAGUAAAUUAAGAUGACUGAAUUCAAAAAAGUGUUAAACAUUAUUAAUUUAUACCUAUAUCAAAGGUUUCUAAUUAACAUUGUUGUACACAUAGUUUGUUAAUCUUUCUUGUACUUGGUAUGUUUUGUAUGGAAUCUCAACCACAGAAAUCACAAAAUCAUUGCACUCUGGAUAAUGUCAGUGCCUAAAUAUUUUUUGUAUGUAUUAGAGUACAAUUCAAUGUCUUUCUAUACGUAACUUCUAUCACUUUAAAAUGUGUUCAAACUUGAUUGUUAAGAUAUUGGGAAACCACACAGCAGAAAUGAAAUUGUGUAGGUUAUUUCUUAAUGACUUAAGUUAUUUUAUUAUUUUUGUGAGGGAAAAAGAUUAAUUUGUUGUGAAGAAUAAUCUGCUAUUAUUGUGGUUUGUAUGUUUUUACAUUUUAAAAAUGCCUUAAAAGAGCAACAGAUCUGUGAAAUAUGAAAAAUAUGCUUAGUUGUAUCUUCAAUCAUGGCUGUCUACUUCGAAGUCUCUGUGAGUCUUCCAAACCAUGCCAUAUCUUUGGAAACAUGACAUUAAACAUGUUGAACUGGGAUGAAAAUAA
Molecule: messenger RNA, 4143 nt
Organism: Gadus macrocephalus (Pacific cod)
Lineage: Eukaryota; Metazoa; Chordata; Actinopteri; Gadiformes; Gadidae
Gene: flvcr2b
Product: FLVCR heme transporter 2b
Exons: 10
Coding region: 977-2389 (470 amino acids)
Biological process (GO): heme export; transmembrane transport
Cellular component (GO): membrane
Molecular function (GO): heme transmembrane transporter activity; heme binding
Source: RefSeq, a predicted model, not a curated record